AAUACCAAUAAAUCCAAAAACAGCACUUAACAUAGGCGCUAAAAGGCUUUUGCUUUUUACCAAUUCGACGCAAUAUUUGAUCUCAAGUAUGUCAAACUACAGGCAAUAGGAGGGGAGAAUUCUGAGGAGAUAAAGACGGCAAGAUCCCUCCUUGACAAAAGAGCGCACUGCGGAGACAAUGUUAUCGGCAAGGGGCGCGUGACUCUGCAGAUUGGGCACACAUAUGUUUUCCUAAUCCAACUUUAAUUCCGUAUGUGAUUCUCCAAUACGAUAAAGGCCGCCAUUUAAUAUAAUCAACAAAACCUGCAUUUAAAUCUUUGAAAACCGCUCGGGUACGACAAACCCAGUGGAAGUACCUCGGACUAAACAAUGCUGCGAGUGUGCACCCCAGCCACUGUACACAGCCAGUGUCAAGGACGCAUGCGCAGUCCUCUGCGAUCGAAUGUAGCUAAUGAACUUCGGCAACACAUCAUCGAGUUAGUGCAUGAACAGAAAGAGGAAAACCUCGAUAUGAAUGUGGAAGAAUCGGCAAUAAUAUAUCAAAUCAAAAAGAAAGGGGGUAUCGCUCCAAUUGAGCCAAUGAAAAGCAAGGAGGACAAACAAAAUGAGAAAGUAAAAAAAAUUCACUUGAAAAUGUUGAAAGAGACUCGAGGCAGAGGAGCACAUCGUUUUCCCGCGCUGGACUUUGGUGAUCUUUCUCAGAGGGAGGAUCAGCGGACGGCUAGUGCUAAAACCGUGAGAUUCAGGGUCGAAGAUAACAAUGGCCACGAGCCAGGAACGCAAAACCCCGGAUACGAAGUUCGCGGCAGUGCCAUAAAAUCUUCCUCCGGAUUUCAUAAAUCUGUUCCAUUAAUAUUACGCAGAACCGAGGCAGCACAGAGACAAGCUCAGAUUCACACUUCAUUGCAGGUGUUCAAACGGCGCUUAAAGUUUAACAACAACCCGAAUAGUUACUUGGCUCCGAACAGUACUGUUCGUGAGUCGGAUUAUAUCAUUCGUAGAGUUCCUCUUCAGCUUGAUGUACAGAAUAAAUCGAGUGGUAAUCACAGUGUCCCCCUGGCGCCGAGAAUAUCAGUGUCGUCAAAGUUACACGCCCGUCCUAGAACCCCUACCUCUGCCAGACAGAGAUCGAACUCUCCUCGUCGUCCAUCUUCCUCCAAUACUCGGCCUCAAAGUGGAGGUCUGAAAUCACCCGGUUCCACCGAAGAGAAAAAGGUCAAGUUUUCUUACAGACUUCCGGAUAACAUCGGAAAGGAACUGUUUCGGGAAGAUCCCGAAAUCAUUCCCAGUGUUAACACGUACGUUGUCGAACAAACUCAGGCUAAAUUCGGUGGAAAGUACGAAACGCAAGCAAUGUUGAAUGAGCAUAACUUGGGAGUCCAUGACGCGCUCUAUUCCGGUGACGAAAAGAAAAUUAGAAUUCACGAAGAAACGAAAGUUGACACUAGGCUUAUUCGUUGGGUCGAAGAAUCUACAAAUAUUAAUUUCACAAGACGAAUCAACCGAAUUCGAUCAGCGUCGACCGAACGCUUUUAUCGAUCUGAGUCGACGGAACGUUUAAGAACAGGGUCUGCCGACUCGAGACAUAGUAGAAAAUUCCUGGAAGAUCCCACUAUUAAUUGUUCAAAAACGCUUGUCAACGAUGCAAAAGUGAAAACCGAAGAAGACUAACGUUAAAAGAUAAUUGAUAUGAUAUGGUGCUUUAUCUAUGAUAUUCAUUUUAAUAUCAAAAGAAAUAAUGACUGCAUUUGGGCAAAAAAUCAUACUACCAAUGGUAAUUGUUGUACAUCAGAAUUAUAUACGGGUACCUGGGGUAUAUAUACGGCUUACCAGUGAAAAGUAUAAAAAUCUGUUUACUCAUUGAAAUCUAAAAAUAUUUUUAGAUCUUAAGAAACCUUUAAACAUGUUGACGUAUUUUUAAUAAUAUUUAUAAGGAUGGAAAAUGAACACAACUUUUUAUACUAUUAUUCAUUGUAGGUAGGUACAUAAUUGUUUGAAAACAAGUAAAAAUGGUUUUCUUGAAUAUGGAUUUAUUGUUAAUUUGAAUGUCAUUCUAACUCGCAUAAUCAAUUCACUUUGGUAAGUGAAAAUAUUACAAAAAAUAAAA
This is a messenger RNA of Magallana angulata, 2107 nucleotides long. RefSeq lists its product as uncharacterized. Lineage: Eukaryota; Metazoa; Mollusca; Bivalvia; Ostreida; Ostreidae. The transcript has 2 exons. The coding region runs from base 370 to 1671 and encodes 433 amino acids. The record is from RefSeq and is a predicted model, not a curated record.